AUGACGUUUUUGAGGAGGCUGGAGGCGAACUUGGACUUCUUGCUGGUCCCCCCCCCGCCGCCCUCCGCCGCCGGCUCCCCGCCGCCCGCCUCGGGGGGUGGCCCGGCCCCGGGGGCAUCGCCGAGGUCCAGCAGGGUCACCACCCGGGAGCCCGCCCGCAGCCGCCGCGGCGCCUCGACGUGGGCGAUCUCCCCGUCGAGCUUGCUGACCACGAACUCGAGGGCUUUGCUCUGCGAGCGGCCGGAGCGCAGCAGGCUGGGCUCGGCUCUCGGCCCCAGGCUGCCGCACUUGAGGUCCAGGUGGUACCAUGAUAAUCUUACCCGACAUGCAGCAGAAGCGCUGCUGCUUUCCAAUGGGCAGGAUGGAAGCUAUCUCUUGAGGAAGAGUAAUGAAAGGGAAGAUUUGUACUCCCUCUCCGUAAGGGGAAAAGAUUCUGUGAAACACUUCCAUGUUGAACAUACAGGAACUUCAUUCAAAUUUGGUUUUAAUGAAUUUUCUAGCUUGAAGGAAUUAGUCACGCAUUUUGCAAAUCAGCCUUUAAUUGGAAGCGAAACAGGAACCUUAAUUGUAUUGAAGCAUCCCUACCCACGGAAAGUGGAAGAACCUUCCAUUUAUGAAUCCGUCCGAGUUCACACAGCAAUGCAGACGGGAAGGACAGAAAGCGACCUUGUUCCAAAUGCUCCCUCACUUGGUACAAAAGAAGGAUAUUUGAUAAAACAAGGCAAAAUAGUCAAGAAUUGGAAGACAAGGUGGUUUACACUGCAUAGGAAUGAACUGAAGUAUUUCAAAGACCAGACAGCCACAGAACCGAUUCGGGCACUUGACUUAACUGAAUGCUCAGCCGUGCAAUUUGACUAUUCCCAGGAAAGAGUCAAUUGUUUCUGUUUAGUGUUCCCACUAAGGACAUACUACCUGUGUGCGAAAACUGGAAUAGAAGCUGACGAGUGGAUUAAAAUAUUGCGAUGGAAACUGUCACAAAUACGGAAGCAACUGGAGCAGCGUAACACCACCCUCAGCUCCUAG
This is a messenger RNA of Gavia stellata (red-throated loon), 1023 nucleotides long. It is a transcript of the gene DAPP1, whose product is annotated as dual adaptor of phosphotyrosine and 3-phosphoinositides 1. The transcript is spliced from 9 exons. NCBI's taxonomy places the organism in Eukaryota, Metazoa, Chordata, Aves, Gaviiformes, Gaviidae. The record is from RefSeq and is a predicted model, not a curated record. The coding region runs from base 1 to 1023 and encodes 340 amino acids.